AUGGCGGAUGUAAGUCACGAGUCAAUGAUGGAGUACUAUCAUAUUGCCAACAAGAUGUUUAAUAGUGAGGAUGAAGGUUAUACAUUCUAUAACAAAUAUGGUCUUGAGAAAGGUUUUAGUGUCCGGAGAAGCUAUGUCGAGUGGGAUGGAUCCAACUACCAUAUAAUUAUAAGGAAAUUUGUGUGUAUUCGUGAAGGGGUUCGUGAAGAGAAGCACAUGAAGAGGAAGAUGGAAGAUAGAAAGAGGAGGCCACGGAGUAUAACUCGUGUAGGAUGUAAAGCUAAAUUGGUGAUUGCAAGACAGGAGGAAACAGGUCAGUGGUUUGUCAAGGAUUUCAUCGAUGAACACAACCAUCCUCUAGCCUCACGGGAUCUGUCGUGUCUUUUGCGUUCACACAGAAGAAUUAGCGAUGAGCAGAAAGCGGACAUUGCAGACAUGGAAAAAUCUGCGAUCAGAAAACACCAUAUUAUGGAUAUUAUGUGCAUGCAAUACGGUGGAUAUGAUGAGGUUGGAUGCAUUAUGAGGGACAUUUACAAUUUCUGCCAUGCUAACAAGCAGGAAACAAUUUCUUCCGGGGAUGCUCAAAUAGUGAUCAAUCACAUGGUGGCGAGGCAAGAGCAAGAUUCAGAUUUUUUCUUCAGGUACUUGGUUGAUGAAGCUGGCCAUCUGAAGGGACUGUUCUGGUGUGAUAGUCAAUACCAACUUGACUACGAGGCUUUCGGAGACCUUAUUGUUUUUGGUAGCACAUACAGAACCAAUAAGUACAAUCUGCCAUUUGUGUCGUUUGUCGGGUUGAAUCACCACCGCAGCACUGUUAUUUUUGCAUGUGGUAUCAUUUCACAUGAAACAAGCCAAGCAUACGAGUGGAUGUUACGGACCUUUUCUGAUGCUAUGGGACAGAAGCAUCCUAUAUCUGUGAUCACGGAUGGGGACCUUGCAAUGCAGAGAGCAAUCAGGGUGGUGUGGCCAGACUCAAACCAUAGGCGCUUUAGUGACUUCCUCAUAAUGUAUGACUCAGCUAUUUGGUUGUUCACUCCCUUGGAGCCAGGCGAACAAAACAGUGAAAACGGCGAAGAAACUGGUGAAGAAAUCGUUCCGGGCGAGUUAUAUCGCGUGUGCCGCGGCGUGGGGACCAUAUCCUUCUCCGGAUUUCCGUCGCAGAGGCCCAGGCAAUCGUCUCCGGGAUCAGCGCCAGGUGACAGCUGUGGAUCCGCGGCAGAUCGACCAGACGCGCCAGCUGCGGUCGGCUACACGCGCGCCUCUGACCCGCCGCUCGACACGCGGCCACCUCGGACCGGGCGAGGCACGCCCUCCGGCCCGCACCAAUCACGGGCGGCCAUGCGGCAACCUGAUAAUGGUUAG
Messenger RNA from Aegilops tauschii subsp. strangulata, 1362 nucleotides. Its product is annotated as protein FAR1-RELATED SEQUENCE 5-like. The record is from RefSeq and is a predicted model, not a curated record. Lineage: Eukaryota; Viridiplantae; Streptophyta; Magnoliopsida; Poales; Poaceae.